UGCUGACCGUUGAUAACGCAGAAAAUUGAUUGUUGUCAGUUUCUGUUUUGCCGACUAAGUUGUUGGUUGUGUCACGGGGUGGGGUGACUGUCAUACACGUUUCACCGGUUAGCUUAUGAUCAUGAAAGCAUUGUUGACUGUAACGAUUACUUUAUUAAUUAUUAGUGACGCUACCUUCGGUACAUUAUCACCACCGAAAGAACAGACCAAUAAAAAGGGAAAGAGUAAAGUUGAUGUCAAGAAAGGAUCGGUGAAUCAAGAUGUUUUCGAAAGAGGACUGGUUGUGAAGGAUCCUAAAAGUAUUGAUAUACUACGUUCAUCGAAUACUUAUUAUAAAGACACAAAACGUCGACGAUUCCAUGGAAAUGUAUUGGGAUAUAUUACUCCAUGGAAUGAAAAAGGAUUGGAAAUUUCCAAAACGUUUCAUGGUAAAUUCACGGCAUUUUCGCCUGUCUGGCUGACAAUUCCAUAUGGUAACACGAGCGAGUUUUCACCGGGAACACACGAUGUGCGCAAGGACUGGAUUAAAGAAAUACGAAAACAGAAUAGUGCUAAUCACACGACCAAAAUAAUCCCUCGUGUAUUUUUUGAAAAUUGGAUUGCGGAAGAUAUAAUCGCCCUUCAAACCAAUUCUGAUAAGAGAAUACGGUUGAUAUCUGCCUUGAUCGAUACUGCCAAGAACUUCCGAUUUGACGGAUAUGUCUUAGAAAUCUGGAAUCAAUUUAUAUUUACAGGUGUCGACGCACGUGUCGUGAUUUUCAUAAUUAAGAGUAUCGCGAAAAAAUUGAAUAAUCAUAACUUGUCUGUUAUACUCGCCGUACCACCGAUCAGAGGAAUGAAAGUAGAAUUAUUCCAUCGAGCUCAUUUUGAUGAAUUAGCUCAGGAUGUGGAAUCAUUUUCACUAAUGACUUACGACUACUCCAGUGUUCAAAGACCAGGGCCAAACAGUCCCCUCGAAUGGGCCCGACACUGUAUAAAGGAAUUAGUCCCAAACGAUGACGAUCCUAGACGUUCUCAGAUACUCCUGGGAAUUAAUUUCUAUGGGAAUAGUUACACACCCGAGGGUGGUGGUCCAAUUCUUGGAUCUCAAUACCUCGAGAUGCUGGAUUCGUUCAAAGGAAAAAUUCAGUGGGACGAUCGUAGCAAGGAACACUUUUUUGAGACCAAAACCGCUGCCGGAAGUUCUUUUGUCUUUUACCCGACUCUGUAUUCCCUUAAUAAACGAAUCGAGCUAGCUAGCGAAUUGGGCACAGGUAUUUCAAUCUGGGAACUUGGUCAGGGUUUGAAUUACUUUUAUGAUUUAUUAUAAACUUUAUUAUAUGCUAAUUCCUAAUAAAAAAAAAAAACAUGUUCCAACAAUUUUGUUCUAUCUUCUCUUUAUUAAAAAGAGCCAUCGUGAAUUAUCCAUGUCUCCAUGAAUCGUAGAAUCCGCAAAUCAUAGAUGACGCAUUCCUCGUUAAGGUCAGGAAAACGAUACCCACUGAGAGGUACGGCAAGGAACACUUACAAAAAGUUGAAAGCUUUGCCACAGGUUCUACUACCUGCCACCUAGUAAAAUAUGUUUUUUUAUUUUUGUGUCGUGGUGAUUGAGCAGCACGUGUGCAUGGAGCUUCGGUUUAUGCACAGGAGUCUUAGGUUCGAGACUCGUUAUAAUUUUUUUUUAUACUGUUCUCUCAUUACGCAUAUUGAUCUUAUUAAUUAUCUUAGGAUUUAAUAAAUACAUGAUUAUAAUUUGCUAUGUAUAUUUCAUUACAUUAUAUACAUACAAUAAAUAUAUAAAUCAG
This is a messenger RNA of Cephus cinctus (wheat stem sawfly), 1784 nucleotides long. Its product is annotated as chitinase domain-containing protein 1. The record is from RefSeq and is a predicted model, not a curated record. Gene Ontology annotation, biological process: carbohydrate metabolic process. Gene Ontology annotation, cellular component: extracellular region. The coding region runs from base 116 to 1309 and encodes 397 amino acids. Lineage: Eukaryota; Metazoa; Arthropoda; Insecta; Hymenoptera; Cephidae. The transcript has 7 exons. Gene Ontology annotation, molecular function: oligosaccharide binding; chitin binding.